Molecule: messenger RNA, 2658 nt
Organism: Rotaria sordida
Lineage: Eukaryota; Metazoa; Rotifera; Eurotatoria; Philodinida; Philodinidae
Source: the annotation of a GenBank genome assembly
AUGAAAAAACAAAAGAUAUCUAAUGAACAAUUCAACGUUUCAGUCACAUCUACGGAAACAGAAGAAGUUGCUUCUUCCGAAGCAUUGAAUCUACUUCCCACAAUUGAUCCAAAUGUUAGUGUAAAUGUUGAUUCAACAACCACGUACAAACAACCUGCAUUAAAACUCUCAUCAGAUAUUUGCUUAUUACCAUCAUCAUCAUCAUCAAGAACACAGUUAAUAACACCAUGUUUAUUGGCUAUUGAUACUCGUAUAUCAGCAGUUGAUUCACCAUCAUCAAAUAAUAUUUGUUCUUCAUCUUCCGAACCACCAUCACAAUCUGUUUCACCAGCCACAUGUUUUACAUCAUUAUCAGCAUCACCAGCUUUAACACCUGUUGAUACUCGUCGUUUAUCUGUUUCACCAACAUCAUUAUUAUUGCCUAUUGAUGUUAGCCAUACAUUAACUGAUCCACCAGCACAACCCAUAUUAUCAUCAUAUAAAACCAAUCACGAUAAUCGUUCUUUCCAGAAACAAUGGUUUAUUAAUAGACCUUGGCUUGAAUACUCAGUUAAAAAUGAUAAAAUUUAUUGCUUUUAUUGCAGACAUUUUGGUUCAACAAAUCCUUUAAUUAGUCGAACCCAGAGCGAUGCUUUCGCCAAGGGAUAUAAUAAUUGGAAAAAUGCACUUGAUAAAAAAAAAGGUUUACCACAACACGAGUCAAGCUUAGCACAUGUAACAGCAACAGCUAAUUAUAAUGAAUAUAUUUUACGUGAAAAAUCAAAAUUAAAUGUUGUUAAUGUUGCUGAUAAAGGACGAAUGGAGCAAAUUCGAAAAAAUCGUGAACGUUUGGUUAAAAUAGCAUCCACAAUUUUCUUAUGUGGGCGUCAGAUGAUACCGUUGAGAGGACAUUUCGAAUAUGAAGAAUCAAGUAAUAGGGGGAAUUUUGUGGAAAUUCUUAAAUGGUCUUAUUCUACCGAUUUAGUAGUUAAAUCUAUAUUCGAUGAUUCAGCAAGUAAUGCCACAUAUUUAUCUCCAUAUAUUCAAAACGAACUAUUGCAUUUAAUGGCUGAUCAAAUGAGAUAUUAUAUUUCAGAAAAACUAAAAAAUAAAUUUUUUGCAUUACUUGCUGACGAAAGUCGGGAUUGUGCACGUCAUGAACAAAUGUCUAUUGUUCUUCGUGUUCUUGAUAAUGAAAAAAUGAAGCUCGGAAAUUAUGGCAUUGAAGAAUAUUUUCUUGGUCUAAUACCAUUACAUUCAUUUGAUGCUGUAUCAUUAGCAAAUGCUAUUGUUGAUUUAUUAAAAAAGUAUAAUAUUGAUUUAACAUUAUGCAUAGCCAUGUGUUUUGAUGGUGCCAGCGUGAUGUCAGGUAAAAAUGCAGGUCUACAAACAAUUUUACGUGAACAGUUCAUGCCCAAGGCAAUAUACAUUCAUUGUCAUGUUCAUCGUUUAAACCUUGUGAUUGUUGAUGUAUGUCUAUCACUUUCUUAUGCCUGUGAAUUUUAUACAAUUAUCAAGAACAUUCACAAGUACUUUAAAGCUUCAGGUGUAACAAAUGAACGUUUUCGAGAUGCUCAAAAUCAAUUAAAAUUGACUUACACAAAUCUCAAACUAUGGGCGAAUAUACGUUGGGAUUCUCGAUGGACAUCACUUGAUGCUAUUUUAAAUAAUUAUCAAGCCAUUGUUUUGGCUCUCAAUGAUCUAAUCCAAGAAGGUGGCGCACGUGCAGUGGAUGCAAAAGGAUUAUUAUUGGUCGUACAAGAGCCACUGUUUGUAGUGACCUUAUUUGUUUUGCAUAAGUUACUAGGACCUAUAAAAAUUUUAUCUGAUAAACUAAAAGCUACUAAACAAUUUGCAAAACCACCAGCAGGACACGUCAUUUCCUUUCGUUUUCAUUUCUUAGCUGAAAAUCUUGAUUAUGGUACAGCACAAGAAUUAAUCGUGUCAAUACAAGAAGAAUUAUGCUUGUCACGAGAUGAAAAUAUAUUUGAACAAUUAUUCGGAAGAAUAACUGCUUUUUGUCAACAAAAUAAUAUUGAUCUUAAUGAGAAAUCAAGACCACAUCGAAAACAAACUGUCUCCACAAAACUCAAAAAUCCAGUUGUAGAAUCUACAAUUGGUCAACGUGAUUAUGAUCUUAAUAAAGAAUAUUGUAAGUCAAAUAUUUAUUUACAAUUAAUUAAUAACAUAUUAGAUGAAUUACAAAAACGAUUUUCAUCGAACAAUUUAAAGAUUUUAAUAAGUAUAUCAUCAUUAUCUCCAAAUAGUCCUACUUUUUUAAAUUUUGAUUCAUUAAAAUCAUUUGCUGAGCAUUUAGAUCUCGAUGUUCCUGCUUUAUUAAAUGAACUAAUUGGUGUUAAACCUAUGUUACAAUUACAAAAUAAACUAUUAGCCAAUAUAAUUGAUUUAUAUCAAGCUUUAUAUCCAUUUACAGAAGCCUUUCCAACACUUGUUACACUAAUAAAAAGUGCCAUAACUAUGCCAGUGUCAUCAACGACAUGUGAAAGAACAUUCUCAAAAAUGAAAAUGAUUAAAACAACAAUUAGAAACACAAUGACUGAUGAUCGCUUGAGUGAUAUUUGUUUAAUUGCUGUUGAACGUGAUAUUGAGCUCAAUUUUGAGCAACUUAUUGAUACAUUUGCAGAUGCUCAUAAAAAUAGUCGGAUUAUGUUGAAAUAA